CAGACGUUGGAUUGGCAUGGCUGUGUGCAGCUCAGCACUGCAAUCUACAUUCACGAGGCUUCUGCCUGGAUAUUUGGAUUCUCUCUCACACAGCUUUGAUGCAGGGCUUGACAGCGUAACACAGCAUGUUGCAGGGCACUGGGAGAUAGAGAAGGAAUAAUAAGGGGAGACAACCUUACGAACACUUGAGCAAUGUUCCGUGAGCUUCUCUCUUUCUCUCAUCAGACCAACGGGCUUUCCUAUACAGAGACCUGGGUCCAAUGGAGGGAUGUAACGAUGUUACUCUUUGCUUGUCAUGCUUGAAUCAGAGCUUUGUAUUAUAUCCUUUUGUGUCAGAGACCUUAUUGUCUUUGUCUGUCACUGCCGCCAGAUCAACUGUGGGGUAGUGUGGCGGACAGAGCCUCCUCCUCAACCCCCCUCUCCCUUGUCUGUGCCCCCGACGUCUCUUCAUUCCCUGCUCGCUCGUGUCUAUUUACCACUCUCAUUCUACCCUCCCCUCGGUGUUAGAAGCAGUCGUUCUUGCUUUCAAGCUACCUACUGCUUACUAUCCUCCUGUCUUUCCUCAUUCAAAGCAGGCAGGCUAUUAUUUUAUCCAGGCAGCUCGCUACAUGAUCCCUUGGAAAGCAGCUUUCAACGCUGCUCUGCCAUCUCCCAAUUCCUGAGCCCUUCCAGAAAUUCAUCUCCAUAACAAAAGGAUGUUUCUCCAGGAGGAUUGAUCCCCUUCACCCCCUUCAGUCACCCCUUUCCCUCCCUUGUCCUGAUCUCCUGCCCUCUGACCCUCAUCCUCUUGUUCCUAACCCCAAACCACCCUCUCCUAUUUGUCCUAACCCCAAGCCUCUUUCUCCCCUAACUCAUUUCCCCCCCUUGACCAUGUUGCCAUGUGUCUGCUGGCUUCAGCUUAUCCUCAUCUUGCUGUCCUCUGUCUUAUGGACCCGGGGGGAGAACUGCCCAACAACCUGCUUGUGCCCAGAUCCUCACACUGUGGACUGCAGUGGCCGUGGGCUAACCAGUUUACCCGAUGAGAUCCCCUUGGAUGUGCGGAGGCUUUUGCUGGCCGACAACUGGAUAAACCGUAUCCCCUCUGACUUUCUGGUUCUAUACAGUGACUUGGUCUAUCUGGACCUCCGGAACAACUCCCUUUCCCACAUAGAACAAGGGACUCUCAGCACCUCUUCCAGGCUGGUCUUCCUGGACCUUGGCAGCAACAAUUUGACUGAAAUCCCUAAGGGGACAUUUGGAGAGUCUCGGAGUUUGAUCAAACUACGACUGGGAAACAACCCAUAUCUGAGCAAGGUGAGUGAGGAUGCUUUCCUGGGCCUCACCUCUCUGAGAGAACUUGAACUGGAGCGUAAUGCGCUGUCUACCCUAAAGGUGGGGGCAUUGAGUCAGUUGCCCUCCCUGCGGGUAGUGAGGCUUGAGGGCAACCCCUGGGUGUGCAAUUGCAACUUUGCCAACCUGUUUGCAUGGCUAACGGAGAACAGUAAUAAGCUUCCAAAUGGGGUCAAAGGUUUGGAGUGCUCCCUCCCUAUGGAUGGCAGACGUGUAUCCCUUACCCAGCUCUCAAAGGACAGCUUCCGUGAGUGCCAGGCCACCCUGACUCUAACAGACCUUCUUAUCAUCAUUUUCUCUGGCAUCUCAGUGUCUGUGGUGGCCAUUAUGACCAGUUUCUUCCUGGCUUCAACUGUUCAUUGCUUCCAGCGUUGGAGUAAAGGCACUAAGGGGGAUGAAGAGGAGAGUGAGGAGUGAGAAGGACUUACUUUUAAAGAACUGCGCGGCACUUCUCCUUCCAGCAGUGAGAGAACAUAGAAGACAAUGUGUGCCCCAUGCCGUGUCCUUUCUGGCCAAUAUCCAGGACUGUUCAAUGGUACGAUCUUGCCCUGUUAAGGCUGAAGUUGUUUUCUUUGCACAUGGACUUCUGAAAUAUGGUAAUAAAAGACACUGGAAAGGAAUGAGUCCUAUUAAAGGUUAGCGUGUGUGCUGCACCACUUGCAAAAUGCUAUUAUAGAGAUCUUAUUUUUGGCUGUUAGCGCUUGUGGUCAUUUAUGGCCACUGGCUCUUGGCUCAGUGUUAUAAGUCUACACAAAUAUGCCAAGACCUUUAUAUAAAAAAGAAAAGAAAUAGAUAAUAAAAAAAAAAGUGUUGCUGCAGUACUCUCGUAUUAGUCUUAGUCAUACCAAAAAUCUUUCAAAAUUUAGUCAUGUAGGACAUUCAAUCCUGGAAUCUGAAAUCCUGUAAAAAUGGCUUCAAAGUUAGUGUGACCCCUUGAAUGAUUUUCACUGGGGUUUUAUCUGAGUAGGCCAGAAUGCUUGAUCUUGAUUCCAUAAAAAAGGAUGUCAUAUUGACCAGUGACCUCGAUAUUUAACUGCCUAUAACAUGAUAUGCUGGCAUAUCCUGCCAUUUUCUCGAGUCUCUGUUGGACAGCCACUCUCACUAACAUUAAGACGUUGUUCACAAGCACUGAAGAAGGCAAAUACUGUUGUUCUCUCUGCAUGUAGAAUUAGACUGUGGCAGGGAUGUCAGCUCAACAAGCAGGAUUUGGGUAAUUAUGUACUGCAGGCGGAAAAAGCUUCUAGUGGGUCUACACAUUCUAGCACAUAUUUAUUACAUAAUCACAAAUUUAUGUACAAAAUAAAAUGGUGUAAAGUAAAACAAUCAUAGAAAUCAAGAGGACAUACUGUAACUUCCUUAGAUUGAUACUUGUGAACUGUGUAGAAAGAAAUUCAUAAAAUAUCAACAGCAUAAUCAAUCAAAUGAAUAAAUUAUGGUAAAUGCAAUAUAAAAAUAGAAUCUAUGUAGAAUUAUUGUGUUAAAUGAUGCACUUUAAAUGGUGAACCUAAUUUUGGCUAGUCCUCAAUUACAGCAAAUAGACUGGUACUGUGUUCAUCUGCCAAAGGUUCAGAUGGAGGAGAAAUUGCAUAUAAGGACUUUUGCUUCUAGUGAGGUAAACAUAGCUCCCAAAUCAAAGCCAAAUCACACUGUACACACAUUUUACUUCAACAGGUAUAAUCUCCAAAGAUUUACAUUUUCUUCCAUUCUGUCUUACUUGGUUAUAUAUAUGACAGUGUUCAACACUUACGUUAACAGGAAGGUCACUUCAAAAGAAAAAGGGAACGAGGGUGACAAGCAAGAGUUUGGCUUCUUUAGUAAUAAAUAAUUAAACAUCCAGUAAUAUUUUAAAGAUAUCUUACAUCUUGCUGUACCUUUAUUAGAAAGUUUGAUAUCUUGCAUUAAAGUUGAGGCUUUGAUAUUUCAUAUCAAAAUUCUUAUGGCUACAUUCAGACUGCAGGCAACAGUGUCCAAAUCAGCAAUCAGUUGAAAUACAAACUUUUUCAUUUCUGAUUUAGACCAAAAUUCUCUGGUAAAUGUUAGACUAUUCUUUGACUGGCUGUAGUGGUGUUUGGCUUUGCGUGUUUCUCCAGCUUUUGCAGUAGCACCCCGCUGUGUCACGCACGUUUUAACAGUCCAGUGCCUGGUAGUUAGUAAGGCGUUCUUCAAUUUUUGUUGUUGUUGGCAAACAGCUUCUAGGUGAACUGCCAAAACUUUCUGGCUGUAGCAUUAGAUAGUACAGCGAGCUGGUAGAAAAAGUAGAAAGAAUGUAUAUGUGAAGACAAGACAUAUUUGUUCUAACAAUUUAAUGACUCUUCAAAAAAAAUUUAAAAUCAUGACCAGCCAGAAGAGUUUUUGCAAUGCAAACUCAAUCGAAACAGUCAUGUCGGUAAACACGCAGCUUUUAUAUCACUCUUAACAACCCAGCCUUGUUGGCUGGUGAUAAAACCCAACUCUAUGUGCUUUUUCAGGGAGCAGAUGAGGCUAAAAGAAAGUGAAAUCCAAAAGGAAAAGUAAGAAUUAGAAUUUUUUAUGAUAUGAAAACAUUGCUGGAAUAUUUCAUCAUUGGCGGGGAUAGUGUUAAGAAGCUGGCUCUCUUUUUCCUCAUCCUUGUUGUCAUCCUUAUGAACUAUUUGGCUUCCACUGUACAUCAGCUUAUAAAAGAAACACUAUGGCCUCAGUGGCCCAUGUGUUUAAUUCUUUACAGCAUGCUGCAUGCAACAUUUUUGUUUUUGUUCUUUUUCAAAUGUUGGUCAGUUUAGGAUGGCGAGCAGUUCGCUGUGGAAUUAGAAAUGUAUUUACUAUUUAAACUGGCUAUUUAAGCAGUUUUGUGAGCGGGCACGCAAGCAACGAACACAACAACAACAACACAACGUCAGAUAUGAACAUUAAAUCUGAAUUGAGCACUAAAGCUUGCAGUGUGAACGUGGCCCGGCUUCAUGAACAGGAUCUGUAUUCAAAGCAGCAACAGUACAGCACAUUCCAAAUUUAAUAAACUUAUGCCCUGAAUUUCAUGGAUGUCUUUUUGCUACAAUAUUUGCAUUUUGUAUAUUUAAAUCCUCCAUUAUUAAGAUAUGGAAAGCAGAAAGCUAGACUCUUUUUUUGCCACCCAAACUGAAGGUAUAUUGUACUGCUUCUUACAUUCUUGUAAGGCAUGAAUAAUUCAGUAAAAUUGAGAUAUGUAGCAGAAAGAAUGUCAAGCCUCUAAAUGCAAACAAACAGCAGAUAGAAAAAGAGCCAUGAGAAAAUAGUCAUUGUUUCUGUGUGGUUAAAAAAAGUUAAAAAGGAAUUCUAAAUGCCUCUGUCCCCUUUGAAGAAGUCAUAGCCCUGAAUGUGCAUCGUUUUUAAGCACAUUUUUGCAGAAACUGACAAAAAAUUAAUGUGGCCUUCUUUGUUUUUUGUUAUUUUUCCAUUUGUGUAGGCAUCAAUAAAAGCACAAAGGAAACUCCUAUGAUCCUGGUACACACUCAUGAAAUUUGUGUUAUCUCAUACUGUUUGUUGGUACCAGCCUGUAAUGUCACAUGUUGUGCUGAAAAUGCCACAUCCUUAUAAACAAUGUGAUUUUUACUGUAUGGAUGUUGUUUAUUUGCUAGAUUUGACACCAUCUGGUACACUUUAAAGAUAUGAUUAUUAUAAAUUUAUAUAAAAUGACCUCUGAAUAAACUCCUUUCAUAAAUUGUCCGGUCAUAACGGUAACUAGGUAUGUCAGCAGGCCUGUCAAGCUUUGGUUUUCUAUACUGAAGUGGUGUGCAUGCUCUACAGGAUGAGCAACAGUGCAUAUCUGCAGAAUAUAACAAAAUAAACAUAUUUUUGUGGGUUUACAGAUUCAUAUCUUUUCAGCAUUGCACUUAGCCAAGAUUGCACUAUAUGAGAAUUUAGAGUUCUAAUGGUAGCACCUCCUUCCUACAAACGGGGAAUUUGAUGCUUAUCAACUCCAGCCAAACUUAUGUUGGCUACUGCUACAUUUGCCAAAUUUCUGUUCUUCUUUUUCUCUUUUUCAUGGAAAAGUAAAGCAGGGUGUUUGAAAGUCGGAACAACAAUUCAUAGCACUAAUCAAACUGCAUGGUCAAAGGUUGUUUCUAUAGUAAGCAAACAUUUAAAGGUUUAUGUAAGAACAAAUAACACGUAUUGUGUUUUUUUUAUUGUAACAAAGGUCUUUUUAAUUGGUUCUGAGUAGCUUUGUACACAAAGUGCUGCUAAUCUGAACAUAUCUUCCACACAUGUCAAGUAAUCAGAAGCUGAAGCCACAUUUGUAAGCUAGCUAUGAGAAGCAUACUUUUAUAUUUCCGUGCAGUGAACGACCCAGUCCUUCAGAAUUAAGAUCACGUGUGAUUUUUUGUCUUUUGCUGUCAUAACUUUAAACAGCAGCAUUGCAACAAUGGAAAGCUUGACAGGCUUGAAUUAAUCAAUUCUUUUUUGCACCUGAAUUUCAUUUCCAAAGUCUCCAGUUUCAACUUUUUGUGGCAGUUUCUAUUAAAUAACAACAUUUGAAAUUGCUCACAGCCACUGGAAAGAUGUCAUUAGUUGCAAGUUCACAUUAAAAGAGUCUAUUGGAAGGACUUUUAAAGGAACUGAGUCUGUAAUUGUAGAUGAGCAUAUUGACAUAUUCAAGAAAAAAAUGACACCAUCGGAUUAGCUAAAUGGGAUUAAAUUAGCCGAAUCAUUUUUCCGUUAAAAGGCAAACUACAUUCCCAGCUAAUAACAACAGACACAUACCUAAGUCAAGGAAUCAGAGGGAGGCUUUUGAUACAUAUCAUUUCCAACUACUAUGUAGUUACUGUACAUUAACAAUUUAUUUAUUUAGCUUAAUUGUUAGUUUAAAGCAUAUGUUAGCAUGGCAGUUUCCUCUCCCUUACUUGUUUAAUUAAGUAACAAUAUCAGCACAUUACAGCAUGCACUGUUGAGUUAUCUGCAGUAUAAACUUCAGAUUCAUUUCUAUUUUUCUAUUCAAUUUCUAUUCAAAAUCUGUCCCCAAAAUAACAUUCUGGCGUUGUGCACCCUGGAAAGCAGAGGUAGUAGUGGCUGCUCUCGUACAGUGUGUCUCGAUAUUGCUUAGAAUACCAAAAAAAGCCAUGUUAUGUUUUGUCAGAUAAAUGUCAGUAAGGCUUAAAUCUAAACUGGGUGACAGAAGAGAGUGGUGACAAUGCUACUGCUGCUGAAUGCAUUUCCAAAUGUCAAACAGAUACUGUUAAAGAGAUCAUGUGUGUAGCUGUAUUUUCAUGU
Pundamilia nyererei is the source of this 6549-nucleotide messenger RNA. RefSeq names its product leucine rich repeat containing 38b (gene lrrc38b). Bases 871 to 1746 code for a protein of 291 amino acids. The transcript has 2 exons. Gene Ontology annotation, molecular function: voltage-gated potassium channel activity; transmembrane transporter binding; potassium channel activator activity. The record is from RefSeq and is a predicted model, not a curated record. NCBI's taxonomy places the organism in Eukaryota, Metazoa, Chordata, Actinopteri, Cichliformes, Cichlidae. Gene Ontology annotation, cellular component: voltage-gated potassium channel complex.